GUCAUCCAGGGAAGCGUAUUAGGUCCACUUUUGUUUCUUAUGUAUAUAAACGAUAUAUGUGACACCAUAGAAUUUGUGAAACCAUAAUUAUAUGCUGAUGAUCUCAAAAUAGUAUACAGCUAUAAGCCUGAGACACUAAGCGAAAGUGUAUCCCAGAUCCAAAAGGACCUCAAUAACUUAACUAUAUGGAGUGAAAAAUGGCAAUUACCAUUUAACCUCAACAAGUGCGGGAUCAUGCACUUUGGAAAGCAUCCUUAUAAACUGCAACUUCACUUAAAUGAAUGUAGAGUCCAAACACUCGAAUCAGUACGCGAUUUAGGAAUUAAUUACACAGGAAGCCUGAACUUUGAAGAACAUGCCUCCUCUAUUAUUUCUAAAUCUAGACGGCUAAUUGGCUUUAUAAUGAAAAACUUUUUCACAACAGAGGGUAAACUUACUCUCUACAAAAUAUGUGUACGACCCUCCCUUGAAUACUGCUCUUUUGUAUUCUCUAAUAUGAAUAUCACAGACAAGAUAAGAGUAGAAGAUGUUCAAAGACGUUUCACACGUCAACUACUAGGAUGUAACUCGAAUCUCGAUUACACAGAUAGAUGUAAGCAUCUAUCUUUAGAACCUUUAUGGCGCCGUAGGCUAAAGAACAAUUUAAUAUUUCUCUGCAAAGCGAUAUAUGGGCUCUCCUUUCUAACCUCCUGCCCGACUAUUACCCACGACCCAGCCUAUAGACUUAGAAACAACGCAUAUACACUACUUACAGUAAAACACCAAAAACAAAUGCGUUGUAAGUUUUUUAUAGUACGGUAUAGUUUAUUGUGGAACAGGCUGCCAAUGCCUAUCCGUAACUGUGAUACGUUUACUAGAUUCAAAAAGUUAAUAACCCUAUUUCUAGACUCCAAAGAGCUUCAACAUUUCCUUGAACUCCCGCCCACCAAUGAGGCACUUUAUUACGGACCGCCUAGUAUCUAGAAAGAACAAGAUUAUAGCAAGUUCGACUGUUACUAAUAUGAAUAUGACCAAAUCACAGAAUAUAUAUGGCUUAUCCUUUCCUAUUAUUCAUUGUUUAGUAAUCAUGGCCUUAUGUUCCUAACCGAGGCUUUCAGUUCCCAAAUCUCUAUAGGUUAAAUGUACAUUACUCUUCCUAAAAGUCAUGCUUUUUUUUCUACUGCAAGUAGACAGAUAGCUCAAUCUUAUGGAUGCUCAUCUACUAAGGUCAAUCAUACAAAGCUCAAAAUUUGGCCACGAAGUCUUGUGAGUUUCUUAUUUUUUAUUUGUCUUACCCUGAAAUCUUUUCUUUUCUACAAUUUUAUACCCUCUCAUAUCUUUUGAUUUGCUAUUAGUCCUUACUUCUUUAAACCAUUAGUCAUUUUCAUAACAGUGUGAUAUACUAUAUGGACAUCUUACCCAUAAAACAGACUUUUUAACUAUCUGAUUUGCUUGUAACAUGGACGUAGUAAAGACAGUGUAUUCCAACUAUGGGCUUUGAUUAAAGCAGUAUUCAUACUUACCACAAACGUAAGAGAGCCUAACAUCACAAAAGGAGGGAGGGUGGCGUUACUGACCAGCAAACAUGAAGGUGGGGAGAUAAAUUCAAUCCACCCAUGUCUGUAGGGCAGAACAUUUUGUUUAAUUACUGCUCCUUAUGGUUUAGUGGAAUGUCACCAACUUAUGGUAUUGAUGCUGACUUAUCACGCAAAAUACCUCUUUAAAUCGUGUUAAGAAUGUUGAAUUGGUUUCACUUUCUACCCAGAAAUCCUAUUACAAGCGAACUAGACAAUGCGCUAAUAUACGAAGUCUACUCAAGACCCUAUGAUACCU
Messenger RNA from Schistosoma margrebowiei, 1812 nucleotides. Lineage: Eukaryota; Metazoa; Platyhelminthes; Trematoda; Strigeidida; Schistosomatidae. The record is from the annotation of a GenBank genome assembly.